GGUAAAGAGUAGAGGGCUUUCAUUUUAGGUAAGAAAAAAUAAGUCAUAGAGCCUAAGAACAAACCUUAGUUAAAAAAAAAUCAGAUCAAUUCUGUGAACGCAAGACACCAUGGCUCCUUGGGCAAUGACCACCGUGGAGCGUUAUGGUGUAGUCAAGUGGAACUUUGCUGGCAGUGGUGAGAAUCAGCUUUCUCUGGAAGUAGGAGAUACAGUCUACAUCCAGGAGGCUUGUGAUGGAUGGUACAGAGGGUACCUGGCCAGAAACAAAGCCCACCAGGGUGUGUUUCCUGCCAGUUUUGUGCACCUGAGGGAGACCAUUGUACAACAACGCGGAGAUGAGGAAGUGGUGCUGUCUGCAGAGAUGCCUCUGGUGAAGGAGGUGACCACCACGCUGAGGGAGUGGGGAAGCAUAUGGAAGCAACUCUUUGUGGCCAACAAGGAGCUGCGUGUGAAGCAGGUGCAGAGGCUGAUGUGGGAGCUGAUGGAGUGGCGUUCCCAGCUCCUCUCUGGAACAUUGCCUACUGAUGAAUUCAAGGAACUCAAGCAGAAAGUCAUCACCAAGAUCGAUUAUGGAAACAAAAUUUUGGAGCUGGACCAGGUCGUCCGAGAUGAGCACGGGAAUAUCCUGGACCCGGAACGGGCCAGCGUCAUUAGCCUCUUCCGGGCCCACGAGGAGGCCUCUGCUAUGAUCAAGGAGCGUAUAAAAGAGGAGCUGUCCAACGUUCAGACGGAACACAGCGGCUUCUCGGCCCGGAUCCAGUCGUCGCCUACGUACAGCCUCUACGUCUUUGUCAGGAACUUUGUGUGUCGCGUGGGAGAGGAUUCAGAACUCUUCAUGUCCCUCUACGACCCCAUCAAGCAGACCAUUAUUAGUGAGAACUAUCUGAUCAGGUGGGGCAGCAAAGGAUUCCCCAAAGAGAUUGACAUGCUCAACAACCUGAAGGUUGUCUUUACAGAUCUAGGGAAUAAGGACCUAAGCAGGGACAAGAUUUACCUGAUCUGUCAGAUAGUCCGAGUGGGCAGAAUGGACUUGAAGGAAACCAACAAGAAGUGCACUCAAGGUCUCAGACGGCCUUUUGGAGUGGCAGUGAUGGACAUCAGUGACAUCAUCAAAGGGAAGGUUGAAUGCGACGAGAAGCAGUUUUUCAUCCCCUUCGCUCCGGUUGUCACCGAGAACGACUUUCUACACACCUUUUUGAACAAAGUGACGACGUCCCGGGGAGACAGCGGAGGCCAAGGACUGUGGGUGACCAUGAAGGCGCUGGUAGGCAACAUCGUUCAGACUCGCAAGGAAUACCCUCACCUGGUGGACCGCAGCACUGUGGUGGCGCGCAAGCUGGGCUUCCCCGAGAUCAUCAUGCCCGGAGACAUUCGCAACGACAUCUACCUCACCCUGCAGGGCGGAGACUUCGACAAGUAUAACAAGACCACGCAGAAAAACGUAGAGGUCAUCAUGUGUGUUUGCGACGAGGAGGGCAAGAUCAUACAGAACUCCAUCUGUGUCGGAGCUGGCGAUAAGCCAUCGAGUGAAUACCGAUCAGUCAUCUACUACCAAGUCAAACAACCCCGCUGGAUGGAGACUUUUAAGGUGGCUGUCCCUCUGGAGGAAAUGCACAGAAUCCAUCUUCGCUUCAUGUUCAGACACAGAUCCUCUCAAGAGUCUAAAGACAAGAGUGAGAAGAAGUUUUCCAUGUCCUUUGUACGUCUGAUGAAAGAUGAUGGGACGGUUCUGAAGGAUGGACUUCAUGACCUUGUGGUCUUCAAGGGGGACAGCAAGCGCAUGGAGGAUGUGAAUUCUUACUUGUCCUUGCCCUCCACCCGCCACCACCAUGGGGACCUCCACAAGGGGGGACUGAACCGAAGCACCAGCAAUGUGAGCGGGGGCGGCGGGGGCCUGUCAGUCAGCUCCAGAGACAGUUUCACCAUUUCCACCUUGGUCUGCUCCACCAAGCUCACCCAGAAUGUGGGCCUGCUGGGGCUUCUUAAAUGGCGGACUCGACCCGAACUCCUGCGAGAAAACUUAAAGGAACUGAAGCUCAUCGACGGCGAGGAGGUGGUCAAGUUCCUGCAGGACACGCUGGACGCUCUGUUCAACAUCAUGAUGGAACACUCUCAGACGGACGACUACGACAUCCUCGUGUUCGAUGCCUUGAUCUACAUAAUAAGUCUCAUCGCAGACAGGAAGUUCCAGCAUUUCAACACAGUGUUGGAGGCCUACAUCAAGCAGCAUUUCAGUGCCACUUUAGCCUACAAAAAGUUGAUGUUGGUGCUGAAGAGAUACCUGGACGUCUCCAGUCGAGGAGAACGGUGCGAGGCAAUCCUCCGAACUCUGAAAGCUUUGGAGUACAUCUUCAAGUUCAUCGUCCGCUCACGAAUUCUCUACUCCCAGCUCUACGAGGGCAACGAGCAGGCAGAGUUUGAGGAGUCGCUGAGGAAGCUUUUUGAGUCCAUCAACAGCCUGAUGAGGACGGACUUCACCACCACACUACUGCUGCGGGUUGCUGCCCUGAAGUAUCUGCCAACAGUGCUGCAUGAUGUUGAGAAAGUCUUUGAUGCCAAACUGCUAAGUCAGUUGCUGCGUGACUUUUACUCCUGCAUCCCGCCUGAGAAACUGCAGAAUCAGAAGGUGACCUCGAUGACUGAAAUUGUCGGCGGCCAACUUUUCCAGCGCCAAGCGUGUCGAGAUGUGUUGUUGCCAAUGAUGCUGCGAGAGCUGAGCAGAACUUUAGCCACCAUGUCUGACGGGCCGCACGAUGAGAGGAAGAAAAGUCUGGAGUUACUCAACAACAUUCUGGAGGUCCUGAGCAGAGACAAUGUGGGAGAGACAUUUCAACACAUCCAGGACAUCGUGGUGUCUCUGCUGAGGAUCAUCAACCAGACAGUCAUCACCAUGGGCCGCGAGCAUGCUCUAAUUUCCCGGGUGGUGGCCUGCAUGACAGCCAUCCUCAGUCAGAUGGACGACCGCCAUUACUCCACAUACAUCGACACCUUCACUCGGAGCUGCGAUCUUGUGGAUUUUUUAAUGGAGUCCUUCCUGCUUUUCAAAGACCUGAUAGGCAAGCACGUGUACCCGUCUGACUGGAUGGCCAUGAUCAUGGUGCAGAACAGGGUGUUCCUCAGAGCCAUCAACACCUACGCUGACACCAUGAAUAAAAAGUUCCUCAAUAACGACGACUUUGAAGUACAGCUGUGGAAUAACUACUUCCACUUGGCGGUGGCGUUCAUUACCCAGGAGUCUUUGCAGCUGCAACACUUCUCGCCCACAAAGAGGAACAAGACCCUCGCCAAAUACGGAGACAUGAGGAGACUCAUUGGCUUUGCUAUACGGGACAUUUGGUUCAAACUGGGCAGCCAUAAGAUCUGUUUCAUCCCUGGCAUGGUGGGUCCCAUCCUGGAGAUGACUUUGAUCCCGGAGGAGGAGUUGAGGAGGGCCACCAUCCCUAUUUUCUUUGACAUGAUCACCUGUGAACAUGCACACUCUGGCAAUUUCUACAAGUUCGAGAACGAGAUCAUUCUCAAGUUGGACCACGAGGUGGAAGGUGGAGGCGGAGACGAGCGAUACAUGCAACUACUGGAAACCAUUCUGCUGGACUGUGCCACAGAGAAGCCCAGUUUGAAGCCUCAGGUGCAGCACUUUGUUUCUUUGGUGAAAGGACUCAUCGUUCGUCUCCUUGACUACCGCACCGUGAUGAGGGACGACAGCCGCAACAACCGCAUGAGCUGCACCGUCAACCUUUUGAAUUUCUACAAGGACAUCAACCGAGAAGCAAUGUACAUCAGGUAUCUUUACAAGUUGCGAGACCUUCACCUGGAGGGUGAGAACUACACCGAGGCGGCGUACACGCUGCUGCUGCACUCCCGCCUGCUCAAGUGGUCCGAUGACAUGUGCAGCCCCCAGUUUGAGUUCCACGGCUCCCAGACGCAGCGGCAGCUGAAAGAAACGCUCUACGACACCAUCAUCGACUACUUCGACAUGGGGAAGAUGUGGGAAGAAUCCAUUACUCUGUGCAAGGAACUCGCUGACCAGUACGAGAACGAGAUCUUUGACUACGAGCUACUCAGCAAGAGACUGGAGAAACAAGCAAAGUUCUACGAGAACAUAAUGAAGAUACUGAGGCCCAAGCCGGACUACUUUGCAGUUGGAUACUACGGGCAGGGCUACCCUCCAUUUCUCAGGAACAAGGUGUUCAUCCACCGAGGUAAAGAGUACGAGCGCAGAGAGGACUUCCAGAACCAUCUCAUGAGUCAGUUCCCCAGCGCCGUGCGCCUCAACACCACCACCAUGCCGGGGGACGACAUCUGCAACUCUCCCCUGCAGUAUAUUCAGUGUUUCACCGUGCAGCCCGUGCUAGAGAUCCCUCCCCGCCUGAAGAACAAACCCGUCCCGGACCAGAUCAUCAACUUCUACAAGUCCAACUACGUGCAGCGGUUCCGCUAUUCCAGACCCGUGAGGAAAGGACCCGUGGACCCGAACAACGAGUUUGCUUCUAUGUGGAUCGAGCGCACAACCUUCACCACCGUCUAUAAGUUGCCGGGCAUCCUGCGCUGGUUCGAGGCCAUUGACAUGCAACAUACCACCUUGUCCCCGUUGGAGAACGCCAUAGAAACCAUGGAGUCCACCAACGAGAAGAUCCUCGCUAUGAUCAACCAGUAUCAGGCCGACUGGAGUCUGCCCAUCAACCCUCUCUCUAUGCUGCUCAACGGCAUCGUGGACCCGGCCGUCAUGGGCGGCUUCGCCAAAUACGAGAAGGCUUUCUUCACAGAAGAGUAUGCUGAGCAGCACACGGAGGACAAAGACAAGCUGCUGCGUUUAAAAGACCUCAUCGCGUGGCAGAUGCCGUUGCUUGGCGGAGGUAUCGCUCUCCAUGGCAAGAGAGUGACCGAUGACCUGCGUCCUUUCCACGAGCGCAUGGAGGAAUGUUUCAAAGAGCUGAGGAAGAAAGUGGAGAAGGAAUAUGGAGUGAGAGAGCUGUUGGACCUGGAUGACAGGAAGUCUAAUCGUCCUUGUUCUAUGCUGAGAUCUGUUCGCCAGUCCAUUAUCUCCAUUUCCUCACUGCAGGGCUCGGACUGUGGAACUCCAACAACACUCUCUGUGGACAGAGACUUCCCUCCCGAGUGGUCUUUGGGCAGCACUUUGCCGCGCUCCAGCGGCAGCAUCAGCACGGUGGACGAGGACGUCGUGACGGUGGGCGACUCUGAGGUGAAACUGAGGAAGAGCAAGAAGAAGAAGAAGAGGAGCAGCAUGAUCUUCAUCACGGAGGAGAAGGAGCACACCAACACUCUGGACUACAAACGGCUGUCAAAGAAGCAGGAGUUCCGCAGUGAAACCAACUUGUCGGAUCCAAAUAGUGGAAAUGUGACUUUGAGCUCGGCCAACUCCAGGUCUCUGCCGGCCAUUACAGGUUUGUCUCUGGCGGUGGUGAGCGCAGCAGAGGAAGUAGACGUGUCUGCUGCAGCCAGGAGAGACAGCAAGUCUCUCUCCAUCACCUCAGACCGCACUGCAGACAGACGCUCCAAAGGAGUCAUCGGACUCUUCUUCAAAUCCAAGACUUCCAAGUGUGAGGAUGUGAUGAGCAGCGAUGCAAGCAAAGACCACGUCAAUCAUUUCUGACAGCCAUUAUUUGUUUUUUUAUUUCUCUGUGCAUCACCCGGGAGUUUGAAUGCACUCUUGCUGGAUGUCUUCAAUAAUUCAAUGUGGCUGUCGGUGCAAUGACCUUUACUCGCCUCUUUAGCUAAAUGCCGUCUUGGAGCUCUCCCAUCCGUUUGCUUGAAAAGCCGCACUGGCUCGACUCCAUGAUUACAAUGUUACACACUUUAUUGUGCCAAUAAUGACUUGUUUGCCGUGUCUCCCCAAAAUGACUUGAAACAAAAAUGUCGUUAUUGGCACAGCGAGAUAAAACAGAAUUGAAUAGGAAUUAAAAUAUGGAGAGGAACAAAAAUGUAUUCACAAUAAAGAGGAAAAUGCAAAUGACUUGAAUAAAUCUGAUAACAGUGCACUAAUAAUUAUUUUAUUGGAGACAAUAUAAUAUGCAUUUAAAUUGCUUUAGUGAUGUUUAAAUGUCAAAUAUUCCAAGAGGGAUUUUAUUAUUUUUAAUAAUUUUCUCAGCAUGAGAGGACAUGAACCCAACUGAGGAUUCAAAACUAUUUUUGCACCGAACUCUUUCAUACUGAGAUAUGGAAAAGGAGCACACAAUUAUUUUGAAGUUGGAACGGUUUCAAUCCGAUAAACAAUGUGGGAGUUGUGGAACUCGGAAGAAUGUCCCAUUCUUUUCAAUGGGAAUUUCCCAAAAAUGUGGAAAUUCCGGUAAAAGCAGGAUUUUUUUGGUAAAAUUGGGAAUCUGAUAAGAUUCCCAGAACAUUCCCGAAUAGGCUGAACAGUUUGAAUUUGGAACGGUUUGAAUUGGGUGAAAAAUGUAAAAGGGAGAGCCCACCAAAACCUGGAGAAUAAUAUGAAUAAUAAAUAGAUUAAUUUUGGUGUAGAAAACCAUAUGCCUUGGAGCAUUCACACAAUAAGGAAUCUAACCACAAGGGGGAUUGCAUUCACUUUGGUACUUUGCUACUAUGAUGCCAGCUAGUGGACAACGUGAGUCAUUUCCACUGAAUGAAAGUAUGCACAUUUACUUAUACGACCAAACAACCUUCCCUAGUCAUGGUGCAAAUAAGAAAUAAAUAACCAACACAAAAUGUCCACACUGAACUUUGUGGGUAAUGUCUGAAUUUGCAGGAGCUUUUUCAGAAAGUCGAUUUUUUUUAAUUUUAUGGACGUAUCAUAAAUGUCUUAAGUGUUCCUUGUAGCCUUCCACUCGCAAAGUAC
Molecule: messenger RNA, 6814 nt
Organism: Entelurus aequoreus (snake pipefish)
Lineage: Eukaryota; Metazoa; Chordata; Actinopteri; Syngnathiformes; Syngnathidae
Gene: dock2
Product: dedicator of cytokinesis protein 2
Exons: 51
Coding region: 110-5611 (1833 amino acids)
Biological process (GO): cell migration; small GTPase-mediated signal transduction
Cellular component (GO): plasma membrane; cytoplasm
Molecular function (GO): small GTPase binding; guanyl-nucleotide exchange factor activity
Source: RefSeq, a predicted model, not a curated record